This is a messenger RNA of Eremomyces bilateralis CBS 781.70, 1168 nucleotides long. Its product is annotated as flavo protein WrbA. The transcript has 4 exons. Gene Ontology annotation, molecular function: NAD(P)H dehydrogenase (quinone) activity; FMN binding. Bases 198 to 815 code for a protein of 205 amino acids. NCBI's taxonomy places the organism in Eukaryota, Fungi, Ascomycota, Dothideomycetes, Eremomycetales, Eremomycetaceae. The record is from RefSeq and is a predicted model, not a curated record.
AAUGGACCUGUCCUACUUCCGCUGUGCACGGCAGAGAUAACUAUAAAGGCCUACCUGACCCCACACAGUCCAAAUUCUCUCUCCAAUUCAUCCCAAUCCUCUAUCCAAUUCCUCCACUGCAAUCACUGAACAAUCCAUCAACUCAUCCCAAUCUAGUCCCAUAACCUGUAACGUCUUUUGAAGACAUCUCCUUCACGAUGGCACCGAGGAUCGCAAUCGUCUAUUACUCCAUGUACGGCCAUAUCGCCAAGCUGGCCCUAGCCGAAAAGAAGGGCAUUGAGGCAGCUGGCGGCACUGCCGACCUUUUCCAAGUUCCGGAGACUCUCCCCGAAGAAAUCCUCACCAAGAUGCACGCCCCACCGAAAGACCCCUCCAUUCCCGUCCUCUCCAAGCCCGCCGAUCUGGAGGGGUACGAUGCCUUCCUCUUCGGCAUCCCGACCCGUUAUGGCAAUUUCCCCGCCCAGUGGAAGGCAUUCUGGGACAGCACGGGCGGGCAAUGGGCGUCCGGCGCGUUCUGGGGCAAGUACGCCGGUCUCUUCGUCUCCUCCGGCACCCAGGGCGGCGGACAGGAGAGCACCGCCAUUGCCGCCCUGUCCACCUUGACCCAUCACGGGAUCAUCUAUGUGCCCUUGGGAUACAAGACGGUCUUCGGCCACCUCGCAGACUUGACAGAGGUUCGCGGCGGAAGCCCAUGGGGUGCAGGCACUUUCGCGGGUGGUGACGGCUCGCGCCAACCUACCACGAAGGAGCUCGAGCUCGCCGAGGAGCAGGGCAAGGCCUUCUAUUCCACCGUCGCCAAAGUCAACUUCGCAUGACUAGAUGAUAGCAACGGUGCUGAGGAAAAGCUGGCACAUGGGACGGCGGAUGAGGGGAUCGCAUCACCCAAAGCUACACUGCAGAAGAAGAAUGUGGACAAGGACGGUCCGUGUGGGCUUCCGGUGAAGUGUACCAUUCUCUAGCGAGUGAACGAAAUUCAUUGGAAUGCAUAUCAUCAUGAAAAGUGUAUCUGGUUCUGGACCUUGAUAUUUCCGUAUCUAAGUAUUGAAACCGUAUAACAUGGACUGUAAAGCUGCGAAAAGCGUAGUACUCAGGGGAGGGCCAGUCGUAGUACUAUCGACCUGCAUCACGGUUGUUUCUAUCAGCCGCAGGAUUGGCUAGAGUAAAAGAA